AUGCAGCGAACCAGCGAGAUAACGAUGAAGGUGGCCGGCGCUAUUGCCGUAGCGACUGCUGUCGGCUUUCUUGUUCGGGCGUGGCUUCGGCGAUCCAACAAGGUGGACGGAAGCGACAAGGCGAAUUGCGGUGGAUAUCAUGGUAAGCAGAAGAAGUGCCCAAUCCGCCCCGUCGAAAAGAUUGAAGGUCGUGGCUUCACACGAAAUGAGCUCCAAGAAUACGAUGGAGUACGAAAGAGUGAUAUUUACGUCAGUGUAAAGCGCGUGGUGUACGAGGUGGCCCCACAGUUCUACGGGCCAGGUAAGCCGUACCAUAUCUACGCGGGGCGCGAGAUUUCUCGAUGUCUUGCAAAGGCGGAUUUGACGGGAAAGGAAGCGGACAAACACUGGGUUCCCGGAUGCAAGGAUGAGGAGAUUGCACAGCUAGAGGAAUGGGUAAAGAGGUUUGAGUCGAAAUACCCUGUUAUGGGAUGGUAUUUGCCAGACAAAGAAUUCUUUUCGUCUGUAGGAGCCGUGGAAGAUGAUGCAGAGUGA
Molecule: messenger RNA, 534 nt
Organism: Trypanosoma grayi
Lineage: Eukaryota; Euglenozoa; Kinetoplastea; Trypanosomatida; Trypanosomatidae
Exons: 1
Coding region: 1-534 (177 amino acids)
Cellular component (GO): membrane; endomembrane system
Source: RefSeq, a predicted model, not a curated record